GCGAGGAAAGCCGCGGACGUGAUCUCGAAGCUCGCGAACAAGAACGAGGACAACGUCGACGCGGUCGUGAACGCGGGCGCGGUCGAGGCGAUCGUCCCACUGUUAUCGAUGAGCACGGAGAUUGGCGAGAAGUGCACGCCGAACAUCGGGGACAUCGAGAAAGAAGCGUGCUACGCGAUCGGGCUGCUCGCGUCGAAGGAGGAUAAUCAGAACCGAAUCGCCGCCGCGGGCGCGCUCCCGGGUUUAGUCGCGCUCCUGAAACGGUACCCGCCGCAGCUGUCCGGGUCUAUCCCGCCGUCCGUCGCUCGACGCGCCGCGGACGCGGUCACGAACUUGGCGCACGAGAACAACGACAUCAAGAACCAAGUCCGAACGGAGGGGGGCAUCCCGCCGUUGGUGUCCCUGCUCGAGACGCGGGAUCCGAAAGUGCAACGCGCGGCGGCGAGCGCGCUGCGGACGUUGGCGUUCAAAAACGACGAGAACAAAAACCAGAUCGUCGAGUGCGGCGCGUUGCCGAUGCUCAUCUUCAUGGUCAGAAGCGAAGACCAGACGAUUCACUACGAAGCCAUCGGCGUCAUCGGGAACUUGGUGCACUCGUCGUCGCACAUCAAACGCCGCGUCUUGGACGAAGGCGCGCUGCAGCCGGUGAUUUCGUUGCUCUCGUCCGAGUGCCCGGAGAGCCAGCGCGAGGCGGCGCUUCUGAUAGGACAGUUCGCGACGACGGAGCCGGCGUUCAAGGUCAAGAUCGUCCAGCGCGGCGCGGUGCAGCCGCUGAUUCAGAUGCUGAACAACACGGACCCGCAGCUCAGGGAGAUGGCCGCGUUCGCGCUCGGACGCCUCGCACAAAACGAGGACAACCAGGUCGGGAUCUGCCACGCGGACGGCUUGCGACCGCUUCUCGAUUUGCUCGACUCGAACGCGGGGAACUUGCAGCACAACGCUGCGUUCGCGCUGUACGGGCUCGCGGAGAACCCGGAUAACAUCCCGGACAUCAUCAUGCAAGGCACGGUGCAGCGGUUGAACGACGGCGAGCUCAUCGUGCAAGCGUCGAAGGACUGCGUCGCGAAGACGCUGAAGCGCUUGGAGGAGAAGAUGACCGGGCGCACGCUGCGGUAUUUGAUUUACAUGAUGCGCACGACGGACAAGGAGCAUUCGGCGCGCAUCGCGGUCGCGCUCGCCCAUCUGUGCGGCGGCGCGGAUAAAGAGCAAGAGAAGGGGGGUCUCGAGACGCUCUCGGAUAUCUUCAUGGAUCACGGCGGCUUGGAGAUUCUGCUCGAGAUGAUCGCCCCGAAGCACUCGUCGACGCUGCCCAGCCACCUGCGCCUCUCGCCGAAGCCGCGGGAUCAGAAGGACGCCGCCGCGGCGCUGUAUAAGAUUGCCGAGAAGAUCACGCGCCUCGCCCCGGAGGAAGCCGCGCCGCUUCCCGCGACGCCGGAGACGCACCUGGAGGAGCACUUCGAUAACCCCGAGCUCGCGGACCUCGUGUUCGAACGCGCGGAGAAGCGAACCUUCUACGCGCAUCGCAUCGCGUUCUCGCGAGCGUCCGACGCGUUCCACGACAUGAUCGCUCAAGGGAAGCGUCAAGACGAGGCGACGACGACGGGAUCGGACGCCGACGCGAAGCGCGAGGGCGCGUGCAGAGUAGACAUCAAGCACAUCACCGUGGAAGCCUUCGAGGCGUUGCUGAAGUACGUGUACACCGGGCAGAUCCCCCCGUCCAACGAUCCCGAGCUCGGCUUCGUCCCCAAGCUCGCGUGCACGAUGCUGAAGCUCGGGGAGAAGUACCAGAUGCUCGGGCUGAAACGGCAGUGCGAAACCGCGCUCGCGGAGGACGUGAAAAACGCGGGGGUGAGCUUCGACGCGGUGAAGCUCAUCAAGUUUUACGACCUCGCGAUCGACCACAGGGCGGAUAAGCUCGCGCGCGCGUGCGUGUUACACGCGCUGGAGCACCACGCGUCGAUCAUCAAAUCUAUCGGGCCGGACUCGUACUCGAAGCUUCUUCAGUGCAUGGUGCCGACGAUUCGCGAGCACUUGCACGGUAUUUUUUACCGCGUCGGCUCCGCGCUCGACGCCGCGAACGCGCGCUGAGCUCACGAACCCCGUCACGAGAUGACGAGACGACGAAAGACAGAACGCAUAGAAACGAAUAGCCAUAAGCUGGUGCUUCUAACGAACGUUAAGUACGAUAAAACUACUGCACU
This is a messenger RNA of Micromonas pusilla CCMP1545, 2201 nucleotides long. RefSeq lists its product as uncharacterized. Bases 109 to 2088 code for a protein of 659 amino acids. The transcript is spliced from 3 exons. Gene Ontology annotation, molecular function: protein binding. The record is from RefSeq and is a predicted model, not a curated record. NCBI's taxonomy places the organism in Eukaryota, Viridiplantae, Chlorophyta, Mamiellophyceae, Mamiellales, Mamiellaceae.